Misgurnus anguillicaudatus (oriental weatherfish) is the source of this 3466-nucleotide messenger RNA. NCBI's taxonomy places the organism in Eukaryota, Metazoa, Chordata, Actinopteri, Cypriniformes, Cobitidae. The record is from RefSeq and is a predicted model, not a curated record.
UCAGAGUCAUGGAUUCCUUAAAAGGUAUUAACUAAGAUACUGAAGUAUGAUUGGCAGCAAGAGCUCAGGAAUGCUUAUAACGCAGACAGGGACAUAGGAUCUUUAUAUCACUCUGCAGAAUUAUCUGUAUGACUGUUGACCCUUUCUUGCAAGAAAUAACAUUCUUAAAAGACCAUCCCUUGACUGGACCUUGCAAACUUAGAACAGACGCUGACUAAUCAUCCGGAUACUUUUACCAUUUCAGCCCUAUGGGGAUCGUCGUAAGAACUCAGUGGCAAUAAACUACGAGGGUUUUUGACCAACUAAAGCAUAAUGGCUUGUGAAAAUGACUACUGCACCAUCAUGACUGGUCUGAGUGAGCUUGACCUCCAAGGAAAAGCGGUGCCUAGUGAGCUUUUGCUGAUCGGUGCAGAUGCCUUUCCACUUGCCAUGAAUCCAAGAGGUCAAGUUCUGAUGGCUGCAUCUCGUUACGGUCAGGGACGUGUGGUGGUGUUGGGACACGAAGACUAUUUGACCCGUUUCCCCAGCCUGAUAGAGAAUGCCCUGAGGUGGCACAUGCCACAUACCAGUGAUGCCAGCAUUGUAGGGAUUCAGAAGAAUUUAGGUCCAGUAGCUGACAACUUCCGCAAUUCGCCUAUCAGCACUGAGCUUGGAGAUUUUCGGAAAGGCCUGGCUGUAUAUAUCACAGAUGCUUACAGUGUUGAUGCUUGUGCAAAGAAUUUGAUUGCUUUUGUCAAAGCUGGGGGCGGUUUAAUUAUUGCUGGUCAAGCAUGGCACUGGUCUUACUCUCAUUCAGAGGAGAAUGUUUUUCUGAACUUCCCUGGAAACAAGGUGUGCAGUGUCGCAGGAAUUUACUUUACGGAACACACAGGAGAGCGUGGCGUGAUUACUGUGCCUUCUAAAAUACCUUCUAGUUGGCUUGCUGUAUCAAUAAUCAAGGAUUUUAAGAAUGACCUAGAAUUCUUGCUGAAAGGUGUGCAUAUGUUUGACACCAAGUGUGCACAAGGCAGUGUGGCAUCUGAGCUGAUGGUGCAUGGACCAUUAGCAUUUCCUAUUGCAGUAGCUCCACCUGGAAAAGUAUUCAUUGCCGGCACCUACUAUGGACAAGGACGGGUAAUUGUGGUAACCCACGAAGGCUACCUGAGCCGUGAAUCUCUGUCCACUUUUCUGAUUAAUGCUAUUAACUGGCUGGAUGUGGGGCGUAAAGGCGUUAUAGGGAUCAUACCCAAACUCGCAGGAGCCCAAAAGAUACUGAGCAAAUCCGGUCUGAAAUGCCAGUUAACAAAUUUCAGAGAAGAUCUCAGUGUCCAUGUCUGCCCUUCCAACAGUGAUGCCCAAUGUGAAAAGAUCCAAGAAUUUGUGGCAGAAGGAGGUGGUCUUCUGAUUGGAGGUCAUGCCUGGUAUUGGGCCCAGAAAAACCGUGGCCGCAAUGUGAUGACUGAAUACCCAGGAAAUCGCAUUCUUAACAAGAUGGGAUUGAGUAUUUUGGGCAACACUGUGUAUGGAGGAUUAUACAAAGUCGCAAAAAUCAAGCAGAGCUUUAAAGAUGUAUACCAUUUUCGUAAUGGACUAAGAUACUUUGGCAAGCAUGUAACCAAAGGGUACAAACUUACUCCUAAUGAAGAGGGCUGCUUGAAACAUCUUGGCAAUGAUUGUGCAAGCUACCUUCGCAUGCGUGCACAUGACUGUGCUUCUUAUAAUUCCGUGGUAACUCUUUUAACCAAUAUGGUGAAGGAGUUUGGUGUUCCACAGGUUAGUAGUAAGUGUCCUAUUAAAACUCCCAAAGACUUCCUGAUGCUCCAAAUUGGGACUGAAUUGUACAAAACCAUGUCUGACCCUGAUGCCCUCCUGCCAUACAUCAUUAAAGAAAGACCUGACCUGCCCACUGUGUCUGAUGCAAGAGUUCGUAUCAGCGCCAACACUGCUGACGCUAAGGAAUGGAUAAGCACAGGCUUGUAUCUUUCUCCUGGUAUGAGGACACACAUGGUUAUUCCUUUAGAGCUCAUUGGGAAAAACUGGAAGGUCCAAAUUGGCUGUCAGACUGAUAACAUUUCAGCUGCAGAUGUUUUAAAACGAGCUCCUGUGGUCUAUGAGUGUUUUCCCUUGGACAACAAAAUGGUCCAGAUCUGUAAUCUAUGGGGAGGACUCAUCUACCUAGUUGCACCUCCCAAAACCAAAGUGGAUGGGGUGGAAAUCGUGGUGCAGACCGCAAUAAAGGCUCCAUACUUCAAGUCUGGAGAGACCAGUGUAGCUGACUGGGUUGGUGGGAUCCGUCAGGCGCCAGCCCCCUGGGCGGAGCUUGAGUUUGAGAACAUCAUCAUCACAUUAGAGUCAAGUCUGAUACGGAGUCUGGAUCAUCCUGAUGAGGUGGCAAAAAUUUGGGAUUCAAUAAUGAGAGCCAUAGCUGACCUGGCAGCAAUACCUCAUAAGUUCCCCCGCAAGGAGCGAUUCGUUGCAGAUGUUCAGAUCUCUGCCGGCUUUAUGCAUGCUGGAUAUCCCAUCGUGAUGCAAUCCACCUCCGCCCCAGACCUGAUGAAUCCAAAGAAAGUUGGUAAAAGUGAUGUGUGGGGAUUUAUACAUGAGCUUGGUCAUAACCAGCAGCGUGAAGUUUGGGAGUUUCGUCCACACACAAUUGAGUGCAACUGCAACCUGUGGUCAGUGUAUGUGCAUGAGGAGGUGCUUGGUAUCGACAGGGCUACUGCUCACCCAGACAUGGCCCCAAAAAAACGCCAGCAUCGCAUCAAAGAUUAUGUCAAAGGUGGCAGGAAUUUGGAAAAAUGGACCGUGUGGACAGCACUGGAGACUUAUAUGCAGCUUCAAGAAAAAUUUGGCUGGGAUGCUUUCAAGAAGGUUUUUGCUGCCUAUCAUGACAUGACUGGAGUGCCCAAAAACAAUCCAGGCAAGAUGAAUCUGUACGCUGAGACCUUCUCCAAGGUGGUGAACAUGAAUCUGUCAUCCUUCUUCAAAGCCUGGGGUUGGCCGAUCGAGCCCAGCACUGAACAGAAGCUCUCUCAUCUCCCCAAGUGGAGCGAUCAUCCUAUGAAGCAUUAUAAGUUAUAGGUUGAUAUUAAAGUUGAUAUAUGAUUUCUUGGUGGCCUUGGUGACUUUCUUGGUCUUUAAACUGUUUAGUUUAGGUCAAAAAGUUAAUGGAAAUUUGAUUUCUCAUGUCAUCACCACUUUAAAGACAAAGUAUAACCAGUAGGGCUGUCAAAAGAUUAACCGCAAUUAUCGAUUACUUGCAUACAAAAUAAAAGUUUGUGUUUGCAUUAUAUAUUUGUGUGUAUUGUGUGUAAUUAUUAUGUAUAAAUUUGAUUCCUCAUGUCAUCACCACUUUAAAGACAAAGUAUAACCAGUAGGGCUGUCAAAAGAUUAAUCGCGAUUAUCGAUUAUUUGCAUACAAAAUAAAAGUUUGUGUUUGCAUUAUAUAUUUGUGUGUAUUGUGUGUAAUUAUUAUGUAUAAAUUUCG